UCUCCCCCGUCUCUCUCUCUCUCUCUCUCUCUCUCUCAUGACUUGUUUCUCUCUCAUGAUCCAACACUCAUCGGAGAUCUCGGGUUUGUUGUAGGAACGCCUCUGGUCUGGUCCUUUCUCGUCCUCUUCACAAUAUUCUCUCUCCUCUCUAUCUCUCUCUCCAAAAACCCUGGACGAUCUCCUCCUCUCCCUCUCUGAAAAUCCACCGGGGAUCGGAAUCUCGCCGGGAGCCCCUCAGCUCUCCGGCAAAACUCCAUGAAUACCUGAGAGGCGGUCAUUUAUAGAGAGAGAGAGAGAGAAUUUCUUCUUCCGGGUAAAGAAUUGGGAAAAAAUUUCAACCGGGAGAAGGAAUCAUACAUUUGGUUAACGUGCAAUGCAGGGGAAGAGAGAUAGAGAGAAAGAGAGAGAAAGAAAGCGAGAGAAGGAAUCAAGUUUUUGGAAUUUGGAGGUCUUUUGCACGGCACAGAUUCCUUUAUCAGAUCUCUUACUCGUUAAUCUCCCUUUCCGUUUGCCGCAAUCAAUUCGACUUUCUCUUAAUCUCUCUCUCUAAUUUUUUUCCUUAACCUUCCUUGCCUUCUCUUUGUUUCGAAUUCUUCGCCCCCUGUCCCUAUUCUCUCUCUCUUUCUCUCUCUCUCUCUCUCUCUCUCUCUCUCUCUCUCUGUUUUUUUUUUUCCAAAUCUAUUUCCAGAAUUGUCCUCUCUGAGCUCUGAGUAUUACCUGAGACGGCGUCCAAAUUCAUAAUUUUCUCAAGAUCUUUUUCGAGGAAACUGGGAACUGUCCUAUUGUGUUGAUUCGGUGGGGAAAUCGAGUCAAGGAACAGCUUCCAGUUCUGUUUGCUUUUUGUGUCUGAGUUUACCAUGCCAUCAGAAAUUGUGGAAAAUGGUUUGCCAUCGUCAUCUUUUUUCUCAGACGAAUUGUGUUUACCUAAUGAGAGACAAGUUGGGUUUCAGAAGGCAGAAACUGCAGCUGCUCAAAACGGUGUAAGAAUGGAGGGUGUACUAGGAACAGAAGGCAGAGAUUCAGUUGCUUCAUCACCCUUGGAGAAACGGAUGUCAGUGGAAUAUCAGAUUCCAAAUUCUUUCAGACCUCCCUCUCCCUACCUAAUCCGAAACCAGAAAGCUAAUUUUAGCUUGGAGAAGCAUGCAGUGGGAGCAGAGAGAGCAGCCACCCAUUCCUCGCAGGGACUCAUUGACCAUAAUCCAGGAACAAGAUCAAAUUCGAAUAUGGAGCCAUCCUUUUAUUCUAUGGACGGUGAUGGUAUUCAUGUCAGAGGUGCUCAGUAUGAGAAUGGUCUCUUCUCAAGCUCAUUAUCAGAACUAUUUAGCAGAAAAUUAAGGGUAUCAUCAAGUGAUGCUUUAUAUGGCCAUUCUUUUGGUGCCGAUGCCUCCCACUACAAGGAAGAUGAACCUUUUGAAUCCCUUGCGGAGAUUGAAGCACAAACUAUUGGCAAUCUCCUCCCUAACGAUGACGACUUGCUCUCUGGGGUGACUGAUGGCCUUGACCACGUGCCCCAAACCAACACUGGAGAAGACAUUGAGGAUCUAGACCUUUUCAGCAGUGUUGGAGGACUGGAGUUAGGAGAAGAUGGCUUUCCUCAAGGUCAAAGAGAUUCUGAAGAUAGUCGGCAAGGGGGUUCUAUUGCUGGGAAAUACUCUUGUGUGGAACGUCCAUCUCGAACACUUUAUGUGCAAAACAUAAAUAGCAAUGUUGAAGAUUCUGAGUUGCGGGCCCUUUUUGAACAAUUUGGAGACAUCCACACUCUUUAUACAGCAUGCAAGCAGAGGGGCUUCAUUAUGGUCUCAUACUAUGAUGUAAGAGCAGCUCGAAAUGCUCUGAGAGGGCUUCAAAACAAACUCUUAAGAUGUAGGGAGCUUGACCUAUACUUCUCAAUUCCAAAGGACAAUGCAUCAGAGAAAGAUAUUAACGAAGGCACUCUUGCGCUUUUUGACCUUGAUUCCUCUGUUUCAAAUGAGGAACUCUGCCAAAUUUUUGGCGUCUACGGUGAAAUUAAGGAGAUCCGGGAGACCCCACGCAGAAGUGAUUGCAAGUUUAUAGAGUAUUAUGAUGUUAGGGCUGCAGAGUCUGCUCUUCAUGCAUUGAACAGGAGUGUCAUUUCAGGAAAGCAGAUUAAGCUUGAAGCUAGCCGUCCUGGGGGUGCUAGACGGUGUUUGACAUCACCAUUUCCUCCAGAAAUGGCGCAAGAUGAAUCUGCUCCAUAUCUCCGACAAAGUCUCUCUCCCAUUAACUCUACAACAGGGUUUCCUGGACGAGUUUCACAUCGGGGAAUCACAUCUCCUGGCAUGGAUAAUGGAACUAUUCCAGGAGUAUAUUCUGCAUUCCAAGCCCCUAUUAGUCCAUUGGUUGGUAACAUGUUCCAUCACGGGAUCUCAUCUAGUGUUCCCAACAGUUUACCCUCUCUGGUGAGAGUUGAAUCACUUGGCAAUCAGUCCAGUCUCCCUGAAGCUAGCCAUUCACAGGGCCAGCCGAAAAUUGAAUUCCAGAUUUCUCCGAAUUUUCAUCCGCACUCACUUCCAGAGUAUCAUGAUGUUUUAACCAAUGGUGCUCCCUACAACUCUCCGGGUAUUUCUGCAAAUAUUAGUGUCAGGCCAUCCGAAAGAAUUGAGAACCGCCAGUUUUGUAGAGUAAGCUCAAACGGUCAUCCACUUGAACUGAGCGAUGCUGUAUUUGUUUCUUCUGGGAAUGGGAGCUGUUCUCCUGGACAUCAUUACAUGUGGAGUAAUGCGCAUCACCCUCAGCCUCAAGGCAUGAUGUGGCCAAACUCACCAACUUUUGUCAACGCCGCUUGUACUGCUCAUCCCCCUAAUGCAAUUCCCAGAACACCAUCUCAUAUGUUGAACCCGCUAUUACCCACAAAUAACAUCCAUGUGGGGUCAGCACCAUCUGUGAAUCCUUCUCUCUGGGACAGACGACACAAUUAUUCUGGAAAAUCCCCCAAUGAAACCAGCUUUCAUCCAGGUUCUCUUGGGAACAUGAGAAUUUCCAACUCGCCGCAUCAUUUGGAUUUUGUUUCCCAAAACAUGUUUCCUCAUGUCGGUGGAAACUGCAUCGACCUGUCUAUUCCGUCCAAAAAUGUUGGAUUGCACUCCCCUCAUCUAAUGUUUCCUGGGAGAGGCCAAAUGAGUCCUGUGACGAGUCCAUUUGAAUCUCCCAAUGAAUGGGCUAGAAGUCGUAGAAAUGAAGGCAGUUCCAAUCAAGCUGACAGCAAGAAACUGUUUGAUCUGGACAUUGAACGCAUAGGGCGAGGUCAAGACAACCGGACAACACUUAUGAUAAAGAAUAUCCCUAACAAGUAUACUUCGAAGAUGCUUUUAGCUGCAAUUGAUGAAGGCCAUCGGGGAACAUAUGAUUUCGUUUAUCUACCCAUCGAUUUUAAGAACAAGUGCAAUGUGGGUUACGCAUUCAUCAACAUGAUUGAUCCUUCCUUGAUUAUCCCAUUCUAUCAGGCAUUUAAUGGGAAGAAAUGGGAAAAGUUUAACAGUGAAAAAGUGGCAUCACUUGCUUAUGCUCGCAUACAGGGAAAAGCUGCUCUUAUCGCCCAUUUCCAGAACUCAAGCUUGAUGAAUGAGGAUAAGAGGUGCCGGCCAAUCCUCUUCAACACCGAUGGUCCUAAUGCAGGUGAUCAGGUGCCCUUCCCCAUGGGUGUAAAUGUUCGAUCUAGACCUGGAAAGACUCGAGCUAUGGCCGGUGAGGAAAACCAUCAAGAAAGCACAUUGUCGAAUGGGGAGGAAUAUUUCGAUGGAGACUUGUAAUCAGGGUCUGCUAAGGGUUCAAACUGGGCUUAGCAGCUUACCUUUUUAUGGGCGCACUAACCUUCUAUGAGUGAAACCAGCUAAGACCGAAAUUAACCCCACCCUGUAUUUACUAACAUGUAAAGGGUGGUUCUCCGAGAAGAAAAGGAAAGUUCGACUCGAGCAAAUGAAUACUAAUUUGGGGGGUUAUUUCCAGUUGGAAAGAGGAGCGACAAGUGGAGCUUCAAAAUUUUGGACGAUUUUGCCAAUGUUGUUUCUAACUACGUAUGUACAGGAGUUCCUGAGAAACACGGAGAAAUUUUGCUGCUCUGUCAAGGAGGCUUCUCUACCACACUACUUGUAUUUCUGGUGUUUUCGCUUUGCUCUACUUUUUUUGUCUGUUAAAGGGUCAAGACGAGAAAUCAGAGUGUUUGACAAUUUUGGGAAGUGAUGAACUAAUGAACUCUUGCACGAAUUCUUGGCAUUUGGAUAGAGGAUGGGCGGUCCUAUUUUUUCGCAAUUGGGUUGUCACCUUCUCUUCCAAAUGCUGGUAUAUAUGAACUGUUUAGACCUGGUAAUGGUAAUAAAUGUUUUAUCCA
Molecule: messenger RNA, 4348 nt
Organism: Rhododendron vialii
Lineage: Eukaryota; Viridiplantae; Streptophyta; Magnoliopsida; Ericales; Ericaceae
Product: protein MEI2-like 4
Exons: 15
Coding region: 858-3770 (970 amino acids)
Molecular function (GO): RNA binding
Source: RefSeq, a predicted model, not a curated record